Parnassius apollo (apollo) is the source of this 456-nucleotide messenger RNA. The record is from the annotation of a GenBank genome assembly. NCBI's taxonomy places the organism in Eukaryota, Metazoa, Arthropoda, Insecta, Lepidoptera, Papilionidae.
AUGAAAACCAACCACAGUAGCUGCCAGCAACAUAAUAUACGAUUGGAGAAUUUGAAAAUUCAGAGGAUCUUCAAGAACUAUUGGCUACUAUAUACCACUAAGGACUUGAUAAUAACUGAACACUGUCCAGAACAUGUACAAAAAUACCAUGUGCAAGGCACAUAUAUGAUGAUACCUAAUCAAGAAUGCAGAACACAGGUUGGAGACACAUUCAUCAACGCUCCGAGGUACCUUGCGAUUAUUAAACUUCAACUUCCCACAAUCGAGAUGCCAACCGUACGAGAGGAUGACAUCAAGAAAGAAGCAAAACAGUUAGAUUUAAGAAACAUGGACUUCAGUGAUAUAAAAGAAUUAAUAAAUAGUGCUAAAUUCAGUGAUAACGAAAUAAAUACAAAAUUCUUAGUAACCAGGGAAAUCAGUGUAUGGACCAAGUUACAAGUUUAUAUCUCAUUAUAG